CUUGAUUUCCUCUCCAACCAUGGCCAGCAAGUUCCCCGCACUCGAACGCAAUCGACUAUCGAUAAUCCUCCGGCCAGAAAACCUGGCAAAGCAGAGGAGGUCGAGGAUAAGCCGCUGCCGCCCCCCGGCUUCGAGGAAGACUUUCCCGAUGGUGGAUUGAGAGCCUGGUUAGUCGUUGCCGGGGAAAAGAAAAGUUUUCCUCUCUUGAGACAACCUACGAUGCCGAUUGUCGUAUAUCUCUGAGUGCGGAGGCUAAAUCUUUUUAGUUCUUUUACCAUCGUAUUUCCAAUUUCCUAUAAUUUAACGGCGCGACUGAUCAUGGUGACUUGUGGGAUUUUAGACGAUGUGCACUGGCUUUUCGACUUUUGGAUAUGUCAACGCUUGGGGAGUGAGGCUCUCCAUUCUGUUAUCGAGCGAGGUUGUAAUGGCUAUAUUACAACAGGUAUUCCAAGCCUACUACGAAGGAACAUUGUUGAAGGACUUGGACUCUUCGAAGAUUGCAUGGAUUGGUUCUGUUCAGUACUCCCUCGUAUUCAUGCCAGGUCUAAUCACCGGCCGGAUGUUCGACAUCGGUUACUUCAAACUGCCCUUCUUCCUAGCAAACACACUCCUCGUCGUCGCGACGUUUCUAGUUGCCCAAUGCACCCAGUACUGGCAUUUCCUGCUCUGCCAGGGCUUCGCUAUCGGGCUAGCAUGUGGAACGAUAUUUGGUCCAUCCAUGGGUAUCAUCGGGCAUUGGUUCCGACGACGACGGGGGCUCGCUCUCGGUAUCAUGGCUACUGGCUUCUCGAUCGGCGGUACCGUCAUCCCAAUAACCGCUCCUAACCUCAUAAACGCCGUAAGGUUUCCAUGGACAAUGCGGAUCAUCGCCUUCAUCUUAAUGUUCGUCCUGGGUAUCGCCAACCUGACGCUGAAACGCCGACUUCCGCCUGCAAAUGUAUCAGGGGGUAUACUCAACCUGAAAGCUUUCAGGAGCGCGCCGUAUACGAUUUGGUUUAUCGCCAGUUUUAUCGCUUUCUUGGGGCUGUAUACAGUCUUGACCUAUAUCAGUGUCAGCGCCGCAGCCUAUGGAAUAUCGGCCGAUACCUCAUUCUACAUGGUCUCUAUCGUCAAUGCCAGCUCGAGAAUCGGACGAAUCGUGGCCGGGAUCUUUAUCGAUCGAAUAGGCGCUGUGAACUAUUUCGGACCCGCAACAAUCAUAACGGCUGGCCUCACAUAUGUCUGGCCAUUCGCGCGGAUCUUGCCUUCUAUGAUUAUCGUAGCCAUAAUAUAUGGCUUCUCCAGCGGAGCGUACGCCUCUUCAUUCCUCACUCCCAUUUUCGAAUUGGGCGAGAUUGGUGAUCUCGGGCGACGAACGGGGAUGACGAUGUCGGUAGCGGCCCUCGGCGCGCUUGCAGGUCCGCCGAUCUCUGGCGCGAUCCAUACAGUUACGGGUGGGUUUGAGGUCGUGGGGUAUUAUGCAGGUAGCACCAUCUUGCUUGCGGUGGUACUGAUGUUUGUUGUCCGACAUCUGGUUCUUGGAACGCUCAGAGGAAAGUUCUGAACAUGGUUUGAUAUCAUGACUAUAUCUAGACAUAUGCUCACGUACUUACUAUUUUGUCGACUAUGAAUGAUGAAUACCGGAAAUUGAAGAGUUCGCGAUAUCACU
Messenger RNA from Desarmillaria tabescens, 1648 nucleotides. RefSeq names its product MFS general substrate transporter. Lineage: Eukaryota; Fungi; Basidiomycota; Agaricomycetes; Agaricales; Physalacriaceae. Gene Ontology annotation, molecular function: transmembrane transporter activity. The record is from RefSeq and is a predicted model, not a curated record. The transcript has 11 exons. The coding region runs from base 344 to 1543 and encodes 399 amino acids. Gene Ontology annotation, cellular component: membrane. Gene Ontology annotation, biological process: transmembrane transport.